Molecule: messenger RNA, 381 nt
Organism: Zymoseptoria tritici IPO323
Lineage: Eukaryota; Fungi; Ascomycota; Dothideomycetes; Mycosphaerellales; Mycosphaerellaceae
Product: succinate dehydrogenase cytochrome B subunit
Exons: 1
Biological process (GO): tricarboxylic acid cycle; mitochondrial electron transport, succinate to ubiquinone
Cellular component (GO): membrane
Molecular function (GO): electron transfer activity; succinate dehydrogenase activity
Source: RefSeq, a predicted model, not a curated record
CUCGCCCGCCAACGCCUCAAUCGGCCUAUCGCACCACACCUCACAACCUACCGCUGGCGUAUAAACAUGGUCCUCUCCAGCCUCAAUCGUAUCACGGGUGUCGCUCUCAGCGGAGCCUUCUACGCCUUCGGAGCCAUUUAUAUGAUCUGGCAUCCAUCCAUUGAAACGAUCGCAGCGGGCUUCGCUGCGUGGCCAGUGGUGCUGCAAGUUGCAGCGAAGUUCGGAGUCGCACUGCCUUUCACGUUCCAUUGCUUCAAUGGUGCGAGUCAUUUGGUUUGGGAUGCGGCGAAAAUGAUCACGAAUCGACAGGUCACUCGGAUGGCGUGGGGUGUUGUGGGGUUGGGCGUGGGUUCGGCGAUGGGGUUGGCUGUUUUGUUGUGA